AUUUAUUCUUUAUACAUAAUGUCUACAUCUGAAAAUUCUACAUCCAUUGCAGCAGAACCUACUGUUCAAGAACAAGUUAAUACUGAAACUACUGCUGCUGAAGCUCCUAAAGUAAACGAAGAACAAGAUACUACAGUUGAAGCCCCCAAGGCAAACGAAGAACAAGAUACUACAGUUGAAGCCCCCAAGGCAAACGAAGAACAAGCUGCUACUGUUGAAGCUCCCAAGACAACUGAAGAGCAAGAUACGACUGUUGAAGCUCCCAAGACAAAUGAAGAGCAAGCUACUACUGCCACCACUACCACCAUUACUCCUCCUCUUCCUCCUCCUCCUCCUUUUGAAGCUACUGAAGAAGCUAUUAAAUCUGUAGGAGAACCUACUCCUUCUAAAUCAAAUGCAACAAGCAAGCGUCUUUCUGCAUUUUUGGGCAAAGCUAAAAACUUUGUUGACAAGAAAGUAGUCGCUGAAAGGAAAUCUACUGUUAAGGAGUCUGAAGUUGUCGUUGAACCUUCUGCUGAACCUCUUGAAGAAUUUAAAAAUGAAAAGCGUAAAUCUAUCCUGGGUAAUAUUUUCCGCAGCAAGAGCCCAGUUCCAGCUGCCAGUAGUAAAGAAACUGAAAAGUCGGAAGAAUUGACAUCGUCUAAAGAAGAAAGUAAAUCAGAAGAACUUACUGAUAAAGGAAAGAUUCAGGAAACAGUUGCCGCUAAUACAUCAGCUACCGAAGAACCUAAUGAGGCUUCUACUCAUAAGGAUCAUAACAUGAUGGAUACAUUUAAGAAAGGUCCUCUUGGUAAACUCUUUAAUAAGAAGAAAGAGACUGAACAUCAUAAAGAAGAUACUGCUCCUACUACUGAACAUGUUGAGCCUUCUACUGCUGUUUCCAAAGAAGAGCAAUCUACUACUAUUGAACCUACUACUGCUGUUACGAAUCACACAGAGUCUGAAGAAGUAAAACGCCCUGGAUCACCUAUAGGUCGUCGUAUUACUCAAAUGUUCCGAGGAUUUUCUCAUAAAAAGAAGAAGGAAGAUGAAACAGUAGCUGCAGCUGCUGCAGCUGAGGAGACUGUAGCCUCACAACAUGAAGAAGAACCUGCUACUGCUGCUGCUGUUACUACUACGCCAGUUGUUCAAGCAACUGCUUAACAAGAUUAUAAUAAAUAUAUAUUCCGAUAUACAUAGCCUAAUUAUUAACUCUACGCCAUUUUAUAUCAGAUAAUAUAUAUUAGUUACAUUUAUAUACUAUUUAUUAUUCUAUUUAUAAAUUAAUUUUAAUAUACUUAUUUCACUUAAUAAUAAAAAAAAAUGGAAUUAUUAUUACUAUUUUAA
Molecule: messenger RNA, 1326 nt
Organism: Cokeromyces recurvatus
Lineage: Eukaryota; Fungi; Mucoromycota; Mucoromycetes; Mucorales; Mucoraceae
Exons: 5
Coding region: 19-1143 (374 amino acids)
Source: RefSeq, a predicted model, not a curated record